This is a messenger RNA of Colossoma macropomum (tambaqui), 1215 nucleotides long. RefSeq lists its product as uncharacterized. The coding region runs from base 116 to 1186 and encodes 356 amino acids. The transcript has 12 exons. The record is from RefSeq and is a predicted model, not a curated record. Lineage: Eukaryota; Metazoa; Chordata; Actinopteri; Characiformes; Serrasalmidae.
GAGCACAUCCGCGCAGCAUACUGAUCUUAUCAAACGCGUUUAGGCAGCAUGAACUGGCAGGACUGAUAUACAAAGACUUUGAGAAGUGACCAGUACAACAGUUUUAUAAGAAACUAUGUUCAAAAUGAAGGAACUGCUGGUGGCGACAUUCUUGAUCAUGUUGUCCACGUCCCUUCAGAAAGAAAGUCCUGAUGAUGUAAGUCCAGCAGAGGUUUUUCUUGCAAACUCCAAAGUGAAGGAAGGUCAAGAAGUGAAAUUUAAGUGCAAAGUUACUGAUGUAAGAACACAGAGGGUUUAUGUGCACCUCUGCAGGAAAGGUGCCACAAUGAAGACAGCUGAGCUGGGAGAAAGUGAAGAUGAUAUAAUGUUUGUUUUUGACAAAGUUACUGUGAAAGAUUCAGGCGUGUACACCUGCGUUUAUUCGGUGGAGAAAGACGCUGCAUGUAAGAUGAAUAUAACAGGACGUAACUCAGUCUCACUGGACGUUUUUGACAUUUUGCCAGCCAAGAUUACAGGAGCACAGAGUUCUUUAAGAGAGGGUGAAGACCUGACACUGACAUGCAGCAUCACAGGACAUCAAAGCUGCACUGAAGUCUAUGUUUACCUGUGUUUAAAUGGAAUCGGGACGAGCACCAGGACAGUGAACUGUAGCAUUGACUCUAUUACUACCACAUUCCUUUUAAAUAAUGUUAAACAGCAACACUCUGGUAACUACAGCUGUGUGUAUUCGACUUUUAAUUACUCUCUCAAUGAGGUGAGAACGACUGGAGAAAACUCAAUCUGUGUUGAAGUGCAUGGCCUUAUAUCUACAGAUGGAGGGCUGUCUAAUGCUAUAAUACUACUGAUUGUUGCAUUAGCAUUUGUGCUGGGAAUGUUUAUAUUUUUUUGGUGCCGAGACAUUAUUACAAUAAGAUUGUGCCAGAAUCCUGACACAAGUGCCAGUCCAGACAGUGACCCGUACUACUGUGAAAUAACCCCAGGUGCACAUCCUGUGGAUCAAAGUGAUCAGCCAGGUUCAGCAGGACAGCCCUGUCACACUGUGAACGUUGCAUAUGCCACAGUACAAAAACGCAAAGGAAAGGAAGGAAAAACCACAGAAAGUUUUAACUCCAGCAGUGAAACCCCUGCGGCGUACAGCUUAGCGCAGUGGUGCGAGGAGAUGACUGAACAGCCGGCAGGUUACUAGGCUGAAAUACACUAAACAAGCAACAUGCA